Molecule: messenger RNA, 2985 nt
Organism: Symbiodinium natans
Lineage: Eukaryota; Dinophyceae; Suessiales; Symbiodiniaceae
Source: the annotation of a GenBank genome assembly
AUGGUUUCUGGGGCAAGUGCGGAGGACACGACCGGCAGCAUUCAAGGAGCUUGUGACGAAGGAAAGCUUGCUGAGCCUGGCUUGCGUGGCCUGGCGGAUGCUAGCGAUGCCGCAGGCAGCCACCUGCCUUGUGAAGAAGCGGUUCAUGGUGUACGGCAGUUGCAAGACGCCACGGUAACAGGCAACAACAUCUCGUCACCGAACCGUAACCCCAUCGCCACUGAAAGCGACAGCCAACCGAUCGACACAGCAUCGUGGUUUCGCGGCCCUCCAGCCACCCAUGACCCUUCCCCCGAUCGCGGUGCCUAUCAGGCGCAGGCCAAGCUCUCUCUGGCCAGCAGGACAGCAACAAAGCCCUCCACCCAAGCCAACAACCACGCCCCAGCCUCAGCCGCAAGGUUUGCAGCCAGGAUCCUCCAACCACACCUUCCAGCCUCAGACCCCGCGGUGCCCUCUAACCAUGGAGCCCUCCACUUGGGGCCCUCUGCCCUCCAGCCACGGAGUGCUGCCGCACCUGCAGCCAUGGCACCCCGCAACCACCCGUCACAGGGCAUGGCGGAUGCUGCUGAGGCUGCUGUCCAUGGGCUUCCUGACAGUCGGCUGCAGGCCAUGGUUUCUGGGGCAAGUGCGGAGGACACGACCGGCAGCAUUCAAGGAGCUUGUGGCGAAGGAAAGCUUGCUGAGCCUGGCUUGCGUGGCCUGGCGGAUGCUAGCGAUGCCGCAGGCAGCCACCUGCCUUGUGAAGAAGGGUUCCAUAGUGCGUGGCACUUGCAAAACUCCACUGUAACAGGGUACGAGGCUGCUAAGCGCAAGGCCGAGGCGGAGAAGAAGGCGUCGGAGGCAAAGCGCCAAGCUCAGGAGAAGAAGAAGAAGGAGGAGGCUGAGGCAAAGCGGCAGGUGGACGCCAAGAAGACGGAGGAGUACGCACAAAAGGAGGAGCCCGAGAGGGCACGAGCAGGGGAAGCUGCCAAGCGCAACGCCGAGGAGGAGAAGCCGAAGGCGGUGGAGGACGUCCGCAGGCACAUGUCGCAUCAUUUCGCUGAGCACACGUCCAGCCAUAUCCACUUGCUGUCUCGCUGCCUGCAGCAUGGCGAGGCAAAGCGCCAAGCUCAGGAGAAGAAGAAGAAGGAGGAGGCUGAGGCAAAGCGGCAGGUGGACGCCAAGAAGACGGAGGAGUACGCACAAAAGGAGGAGCCCGAGAGGGCACGAGCAGGGGAAGCUGCCAAGCGCAACGCCGAGGAGGAGAAGCCGAAGGCGGUGGAGGCAAAGCGCCAAGCUCAGGAGAAGAAGAAGAAGGAGGAGGCUGAGGCAAAGCGGCAGGUGGACGCCAAGAAGACGGAGGACGCCCAGAAGGCGCAUGCAGAGUCAGGGGGGAAGAAGAGGCAGAAUAAGGCAGAGGCUGAGGCCAAACGACAGGAGGACGCACAAAAGGAGGAGCCCGAGAGGGCACGAGCAGGGGAAGCUGCCAAGCGCAACGCCGAGGAGGAGAAGCCGAAGGCGGUGGAGGCAAAGCGCCAAGCUCAGGAGAAGAAGAAGAAGGAGGAGGCUGAGGCAAAGCGGCAGGUGGACGCCAAGAAGACGGAGGACGCCCAGAAGGCGCAUGCAGAGUCAGGGGGGAAGAAGAGGCAGAAUAAGGCAGAGGCUGAGGCCAAACGACAGGAGUACGCACAAAAGGAGGAGCCCGAGAGGGCACGAGCAGGCGAAGCUGCCAAGCGCAACGCCGAGGAGGAGAAGCCGAAGGCGGUGGAGGUCGGCAAUCUAGUGAAAAAAGAAAAGAUGGAGUCGAAGGAGGAAGGCAAGAAGGUGCGGGCAGAGGCGGCGGAGAAGAGGAAGGUGGAGGCUGAGGCCAAACGACAGGAGGAAGCCCAGAAGAAGGCGGAAGCCAAGAAGGUGCAUAGAAAGCAGGAGGUGGAGGCGAUGCCCGUGCACGCUGAUGGUCGACAGAGGAACUGCAUACUCUCCCACGAUGUACGCCAGGAGGUGAGGCAAAACCAAGACCACCCACCACUGAAACACGAAGUGUCAUGGAGCAACCAGACACUUCUGGAGGACAGUCCCCCGUUCCAAGUGCCUUUUCAGCCGGCGACAGAGGUGAGAGUGGGCAAAAGUGGAGCAGCAGCUUCAGCCGGCAGUGUAUCCACAACGCCCGCGCCAAGACCUUCUCCAUCUCCUCUGCCAUCGGCUCUUAGGGACGCCAACCGGCCCAGGCCAAUGAGGACACUUCGGUUUUCUGAGAUAGUUGAGCAGCGGGAGAUCAGCCCAAACCCGCGAUCCGUGUCGGCCAGCAAAAGCUCCGGCUGCGACAGGCCUUGCGCAGGCCAAGCAGACCCACAGCCUCCGCCUGCACCAAAGGCAGCCAGAAGAGUCCCAGAGAUUUCUCAGCUUCCAACACCGCAGUCAGGUCCUGCUGGUUCGGCAGCUUCCAGCAAGACCUCAGCAGACGCUAAGCCAGCACCAGUGCCGAGCUCCAGCUUCGCAGUCAGCGCAGUCAGCGCUGCCUCCGAAGGCAACCUGGACAGACAUGCCGAGCCGAUGAAGCGCGCAGCCCAGGCAAAUCAGAAUGCCCCCCGAUCUGCAAGGCAUCACCACCAGAGUGAGAUCCAACACAAGCAUCGCAGGCACAGCACCGCGGCUGAUGACACGCCAGCCCCCAGCAAGCAAGGAAAGCAUAGCAAGCAUAGCAAGCAUAACAAGCAUAACAAGCAAGGCCGCAUUGCUCGAACGGGCUCCACCGGUACAGUGCCAAGCUCCUGCAACGGGAGUACGCCACCUGUGGGCGAUGGUGGCGUAGGGCGAGUCUACAGCCCGAAGCCUGUGGAGGUCACAGAUGCGAUGGCGAGAAGAGCCCAUGAGCAGGGUCUCAAUCCCAGCUUGCAAAAGCGCGUCCUGGAACGUGCGUACUACAUGUUUGAGAACGGCGAGUCUGAUGACUCCGAACGAAAUUACUUUAAGGCUUUAAGAAUCGAGCUCAGCCAGCGAGGCUGA